CCGUGAUGCGUUCGCUUUCAGAGCGCUCUCUCCACUCUUCCAGAAAUAAUUAAACACGAUAAAAACCCUAAAAAAAUAUAUAUAGAAAAUUAAUACGAAAGUUAAUAGUUAAAGAUAUUACGGAAUGCAUUAAAACGUUUUUAACAACUGAAAUGGGUAAAAGGUACUGCAAAAAGCACUGCUUGAAUACGCAAGAACAGUUGUCAGGUGCAGUAAAAGUGUGAAAAAAAAGGAAAAAAGUGUAAAAGGAAACAAUCAAAUGUGCAAAUAACUCAAAUAUAUAUGUGCCCUUGCCAAACGACUGCAAAAUGUGGGUCUUAGGAUAAAGUUUUUACAAAGUCAGUGACUUUGUAUACGUACGCAUUUAAAGCUUAUUAUAAAUUUAAAAUGUGUAUUAAUAAAGAAACAAAUCGAAGAAGGGAAAAGUAAGAAGGACAGCUAAUUGCGUUUAGUACAAAAGCAAACCUUCUUUGUACUGCUCUGUACAACAGACACUUCUGCGAGAAGGAAGCCCCACAGCUUUAGAAUGAAAUGGAGAUGCAAAGCUACUCUGGUCAUGGACCAUCGACAGGCACAUCAGAAACAGCAACAGCAACAGCAGCAGUUGCAUCUGCAUCUGCAUCAGACACAGCAGCAACAUUCAAACGGCGACACUUCAAUUGUCGGCUGGAAGAGGCGGAUUGGCCUGGGGUUCGCCAGCCGUUUAUUGACUGCGACAGCAGCCACACCAACAGCACAUCCUACACCCCCAGCAGCAGCAACAACCACUUCCUGCCCACCAGCAACAUCCUCAUCGAGGGACGCAACAACACAUUCCAGUGUGCACGGCAAGCUAUCGACGAAGCGGAGCACAGCGCAUUCUAUAGCUGCGAUGGGGAAAGCCCAUUGUCUGAAAACUGCACAUUGAAGCUGCAAGCGCGACUGUUGCGAUGGCCGUACGAGGCGUAUGAGCACUUUCGACUGGCAAUCAACGGGGCCCUCAGUGAUUAUGCUAGUGAUACACUUAGUGAUAGUUCGAGCUGCGAUGCGGGAGGCAUGGUGUUGCAAUGUGAGCUGGGCCAGGCCCAGGAACUAUUGCUUUGUCAUUUGCAACAGCUCGAGAGGGAGCCACUUCGGGAGGUAGAAAGCGCGGAGGAGAGCUUCUCCAACGACAGCCUUCUGCAGGCCUUUCAAAUCGAGCUGGGCACAGAGCGCGAUGGGCUCUGGUCCUUCCUUAAUCUAAGCGAGCUAAUGGAGCCCGAUCACGACUUCCUGGGCAUCAUGAAUGUCACCAACACCAGCUUAGAUAUGAUUUUGCCGAACCUAACAGUCCUGAACACUACCACCUCCACUGCAGACUUGGCCACCGAGCUCGCGGUAACAAAGAGCUUUCUGGACUACAGUACCCACGGCUACGAUUGGCUAUUCCUGUUCGUAGUGUUCUUUAUCUUCGCCGGUGGCCUGGGUAAUAUCCUUGUGUGCCUAGCCGUGGCCUUGGACCGGAAGCUGCAGAAUGUGACUAACUACUUCCUGUUUUCCCUGGCUAUAGCCGAUCUCCUGGUCAGUUUGUUUGUGAUGCCCAUGGGCGCGAUACCAGCUUUUUUGGGCUAUUGGCCACUUGGCUUUACCUGGUGCAACAUUUAUGUGACCUGUGACGUACUGGCCUGCUCAUCCAGCAUAUUGCACAUGUGCUUCAUUAGCUUGGGACGCUAUAUGGGAAUAAGAAAUCCAUUGGGCUCGAGGCAUCGAUCUACGAAACGAUUGACUGGCAUAAAGAUAGCCAUUGUCUGGGUGAUGGCCAUGAUGGUAUCCAGUUCAAUAACAGUUCUUGGUCUGGUCAAUGAGAAGAACAUAAUGCCCGAGCCUAACAUAUGCGUUAUCAACAAUCGCGCCUUUUUCGUGUUUGGAUCUCUGGUGGCUUUUUAUAUUCCCAUGCUGAUGAUGGUUACCACAUACGCAUUGACAAUUCCCCUCCUCCGGAAGAAAGCGCGAUUUGCCGCCGAGCAUCCGGAAAGUGAACUUUUUCGCAGGUUGGGUGGACGCUUCACCCUAAGGCCGCAGCACAGACAGCAGCAGUUGCAGAUGUUCAGUAGCUUCUCUGGCGGCAACAACAAAUUCCUAUCAAUGGGCGACAGCAAUCGCAACUUCAACACUGCAGGAGAGAUGGAGGCUGGAGCUCCUAGCAGAAGGAGGGGCGUAGAGCCCGCCGAACGACCUUUGAUGCAACAGCUAACGGCGAGCAGCAGGAGCAUGGGAACGGUUAGUUUCCGUAAUGUCGUGAACGGGACUAGCGGAGCCGCAGGAAGUGGGCGCAGGACGACGGGCACUGCCCACAGCAGCUUCCGGUUCUCUGGCGGCGGCAUCCUGCGCUACUCGUCGUCGUCUCCCGCCUCGAGCAGCCACUCCACCAGCACUUCGCGUUCGAGCUCCUUCUGGCGCAAACACGGCGGCUAUCCAAACCUAAUGGACAGCCAUCCAAAUCGACGGGCCUCAGUGCGUGUCACCAUCUCCCAGCCACAAUUGGGUUACCCAACCAAUGUAGGUGGAAAUGGAGGUGGAGCUGCUGGAGCGACGGAGGUGGGGGCUGGUGGCAAUGGCUCAUCAGCCGGCAGAACGAGCAACUCAUCUCCUGGAGGCACGGGCUUGAUGAAAAUCGCAACCAUCCAGGGACCGACUCUGAACCAAAGUCAGGCGACUGGAGGCAAUCACCUGGUGCAAAAGGUAAAGCCGACGGCUUUAAAACCGGAAGAACCACAGCGCAACAAAGUGAGGCCCUUUAAAUUUGGCUUCAACCGCGUUGCCACGCCCACCCUCAAUUUGCGUUUUCUAAACAAUCGCAGCAAACGAAACAGCUUGUCGGCCAAUGCGGUUGCCACGGAGCAGAAGGCCACCAAGGUGCUCGGAUUGGUGUUCUUCACCUUCGUUCUGUGCUGGUCGCCUUUCUUCAUCUUGAACAUUAUAUUCGCGGCCUGCCCCGAGUGCCAAGUGCCGGAGCACGUGGUGAAUACCUGCCUUUGGCUUGGCUAUGUCUCCUCGACGAUCAAUCCCAUCAUCUACACCAUAUUCAAUCGCACGUUCCGGGCGGCCUUUAUCCGCCUGCUCAAGUGCAACUGCGAACGUUCCGGCCGCCCGCUGCGCUAUCGCUCUGUGACAGAAGGACGCGGCGCUCUCAGCCUGUGCGCCCCUUCCGCCCUCCCGCUGGCCAUAUCCUUCCAGGGGGCGCCACUCAUGACGCCAUCCACGGCUAAUGCGACGCCGAUGAGCGAGUUCCGCGCCAGCUGCCGCACAGUCACAGACGACGAGUGCUGAGCCACGAGGAGCACCAUCCUGCAUCUGGGAUGCAUCGAAUUUAUGACGACGUAACUGUAAUUAGCGGCUUUUCCUAGAUUACUUCAGGGAGAUCAAUGCUAACAUUUCAAUCACAAUCAAUUUGAUGAAUUUUGUAGAUGCUAUAGAGAAAAUACUUAACUUUAGUCUCAUCGCAUAUCAUUAGAAACAAAGGAAGAUUCAAAAAUAGAGUGAGAUAGUUGGCGGUACAACGCGGACUGUUUUUCACUUUCACGCCAACAUUCUAGACUUAGUGAUUGCUUUAUUUCUAAGUCAAACACAAAAUCAUUAACAAUGAGUACGAUUAGUGCAAAAUAAAAUAAGAAAAAGUAAGUAAAAGUAUUCGU
Molecule: messenger RNA, 3653 nt
Organism: Drosophila sechellia
Lineage: Eukaryota; Metazoa; Arthropoda; Insecta; Diptera; Drosophilidae
Gene: 5-HT2A
Product: 5-hydroxytryptamine receptor 2A
Exons: 8
Coding region: 532-3288 (918 amino acids)
Biological process (GO): serotonin receptor signaling pathway; G protein-coupled receptor signaling pathway, coupled to cyclic nucleotide second messenger; chemical synaptic transmission
Cellular component (GO): dendrite; plasma membrane
Molecular function (GO): G protein-coupled serotonin receptor activity; neurotransmitter receptor activity; serotonin binding
Source: RefSeq, a predicted model, not a curated record